Messenger RNA from Lactuca saligna, 1329 nucleotides. Lineage: Eukaryota; Viridiplantae; Streptophyta; Magnoliopsida; Asterales; Asteraceae. The record is from the annotation of a GenBank genome assembly.
GUUCUCCUCAAAUCACGGCUCUCUUCUAGUUAUAACUCAUAUUCUCCUGAAGAGGCCGACCCAAAAAUGGAGGAAGAGGAGGAACGUCUUGGAUCAAAACCGAAAUUUAAAGGAUCGAUACAGAAGAGGGCAUCUACAACCUGAUCCAAGAACAUGGAAGGAAGGAAGGAAGCAGGAAGUCUUAAAAACUACAAGCCAAAAUUCAGCUAUAUCUUCUGUGAUAUGGAUGGUACACUUCUGAAUAGCAAAAGUCUAGUUUCUGCUACAAAUGCUGAGGCUUUAAGAGAGGCUUCAUCAACGGGUGUAAAAGUGGUGUUAGCCACUGGAAAAACUCGUCCAGCUGCUAUAACUCUUUUAAAUAUGGUGGAUUUAGCAGGAAAAGAUGGAAUUGUCUCAGAUUCCUCACCAGGUGUUUUCAUACAGGGUUUGCUUGUUUAUGGAAACGAAGGCAAGGAAAUUCACAAAACAAAUUUGGAUCCAAAUGUUUGCAAAGAAGCAUUUGAUUACUCUGUAGAACACAAUGUUCCACUUGUCGCAUUUUGUGAGAAUCGUUUGCUGACCUUAUUCAGUCAUCCUCUUGUGGACUCCCUCCACACCAUAUAUCAUGAACCAAGGGCAGAAGUUAAGCCUUCAGUGGAGGAGCUGUUAAGUAGUGGAGAUGUGCAAAAGGUGUUAUUUCUAGACACUGCUGAAGGGGUUUCUGGGAAACUGAGGCCAUAUUGGUCAGAAGCAACAAAAGGUCGUGCAUCUGUUGUUCAAGCACAAGCAGACAUGCUUGAAAUUGUGCCACCUGACACUUCAAAGGGUAAUGGAGUAAAAAUGCUGCUUGAUCAUCUUGGUGUUACUGCAGACGAGAUAAUGGCUAUUGGUGAUGGAGAAAACGAUGUUGAGAUGAUGCAAUUGGCUUCUUUAGGGGUUUGUAUGAGUAAUGGAUCUGAGAAGACAAAAGCUGUUGCUGAUGUGAUUGGUGUUAGUAAUGAUGAAGAUGGAGUUGCUGAUGCUAUCUAUAGGUAUGCAUUUUAAAGUUUAAACCACACAUAACAUUUUCAGCUCAAAGACUCGAAAACUCGGUAUACUUUUUGUUUUUUGUUUUUUGUUUUUCUUCCAUGUUGGAAUUAUUGUACAUAGAUGGGUAGAUACUAGUAAAAGGAAAGAGAAAGGCUAGUGAUAAUGAGAGAAAAGAAACAAAGAAGGAAAAUUAAUGUCAUUGGUCCAUGAGACCUUGUUGUUAUAGGUUGACACAAGAUUCAAAUUAUCUCAUUGUAUAGCAAGGGAGUACUCUAAUUGAUUGUAAUACUUUAAUAACAUUUUUUUUUUUUGGAUUUUGAA